AUGGCCAGAAGUCUCGAGUGUACUCUCACCCUUUUCCUGGUUUUUCUGCUGUUUGGAUCUUCAUUUUUCGAAGCUCGUCCACUAGAUGUUUCUAAGCCUCCAAACAACAUUGAGGAAGCAAUGGAGGAAGUCUUGAAAGGUUCGAAUUUUGAAGUUAGCAAAACUAAAGGCACAACUGCUCGAACCCUAGUGCAGAUUAAGGAGGCUGGCCCGAGCCCUCCGGGACAGGGACAUCAUCAAUCUCCACAUGGACCACCUCCAAGCCCUGGUAGUGAUGAAGAAAGUUGGCCAACAAACCGAUCAUUCCUUAUCAAAGGCCCAGCAAAAGACGUAACUACGUACCUCGGCCUCGAGAUGAACUCCGGUGUUGAGGCCCGAAGAUUGGAAAUUCAACCAAUCGAGCUCCGUUUGAUCUUCCAGAAGCGGAAGUUGAAUCAAUUGCAG
Messenger RNA from Ilex paraguariensis (yerba mate), 444 nucleotides. The record is from the annotation of a GenBank genome assembly. Lineage: Eukaryota; Viridiplantae; Streptophyta; Magnoliopsida; Aquifoliales; Aquifoliaceae.